AUGGCCCCGACUGCGUGUGUGAUGCCGGCCGCCGAGGUGUGUGCCGUCAAGAAUGAUCUGAUCCAUCACGAUCCCCUUGGCAAGGCCGGCAAACUUGGGGACGAAUUGUUGCAAUCGGAGUUGACUGCGAGGGAGCUGGUGAUGGAUGUGCUGAAGAAGCGCGCAUCCGAGGUGGACACCGACCGCUGCGAGGCCGGUGAGGAGGAUGCCUUUUAUGUUGCGGAUAUGGGCGAGGUAUAUCGCCAGCACAUGCGCUGGAAGAUGAACCUGGGCCGAGUCAAACCAUUCUAUGCUGUCAAAUGUAACCCCGAUCCCGAGGUUUUGCGUCUCAUGGCCCAGUUGGGCAACGGUUUCGACUGCGCCUCCAAGUCGGAAAUCGAUCUCGCCCUCCAGACGGGCAUCGACCCCAGCCGAAUCAUUUACGCGCAACCGUGCAAGACCAAGUCUUAUCUGCGCUAUGCCGCCCAGGUUGGCGUCAAGCAAAUGACCUUUGACAACGCCGAUGAACUGUACAAGAUCAAAGCCCACUUCCCGGACGCUGAGCUGUACUUGCGCAUCCUCACCGACGACUCUACCAGUCUCUGCCGGCUGAGCAUGAAGUUCGGUGCCUCUCUCGACGUGGCCGCUCAGUUGCUGCAGCUCGCCCGCGAGCUUGAUCUCAAGGUCGUCGGCGUCAGUUUCCACGUUGGCUCCGGUGCCGAGGACCCCCGUGCGUUCUUGAAGGCUGUGCAAGAUGCCCGUCUGGUGUUUGACCAAGCGGCCGCGAUCGGUCACGAGCUGCACACUCUGGAUGUCGGUGGUGGUUUCUGCCACGACACUUUUGAGAAGUUCUCCGGUAUUCUUAGCACCGCUCUCGAGACCUACUUCCCUCCCAGUGUCCGGAUCAUUGCCGAGCCUGGUCGGUACUACGUUGCCAAUGCAUUCACUCUCGCGGCCAACGUCAUUGCUCGUCGUGACCUUCCUGACCCCUUGGAUCCGUCGCGCACUGCCUACAUGUUGUACCUCAACGAUGGUGUCUACGGCAACUUUUCCAACAUCAUCUUUGACCACCAACACCCGGUUGCCAAAGUGUUGCUGUGCGCGGCCGAUGCGCCUCGGUCGGGACUCCCCUCCACUGCCGCAGGCGAGAUCAACUCGUACUCCAUCUGGGGCCCAACCUGCGAUGGCAUCGAUGUGAUUACCCAACGCAUCGAUCUGCCUGGGCUCUUGAACACCGGAGACUGGUUGUACUUUGAGGAGAUGGGCGCGUACACCAAGUGCAGUGCCACUCGCUUCAAUGGAUUCUCGGACAACCAUGAGGUGAUUUACAUUUCCAGCGAGCCGGGCGCCUCGGCUCUCCUGAACUAUUAA
Penicillium diatomitis is the source of this 1350-nucleotide messenger RNA. RefSeq names its product type III PLP-dependent enzyme. The transcript has 2 exons. The record is from RefSeq and is a predicted model, not a curated record. Lineage: Eukaryota; Fungi; Ascomycota; Eurotiomycetes; Eurotiales; Aspergillaceae. Gene Ontology annotation, cellular component: cytoplasm. Bases 1 to 1350 code for a protein of 449 amino acids. Gene Ontology annotation, molecular function: ornithine decarboxylase activity.